AAUUCCAGACUUUCUUCUCUGUUCGAACUCGAAGAAAGUUGAGAAGAAAUUCACUUUCUGUUCGAAGUACAUCCCUACCAACCACUGACUCUGAGUGAUUUAGAUCUAAACCCUGUCUCCGAUUCUCCGUUACUCUCAGUCUCUCGUUCGUCGCCGACGCCGUUGCUCGCCGCAUCUGUCAGACUCCAUCGCCAUCGCUACAGAGUGAGCUCGCCGCGUCUGGUUACUGGUAUGUCUGCCUCUGCUCUAAUGUACUAUGAUUGAUUACCGCAUCUGGUUACUCCAAUCAUAUUGUGAUGCCCCCUGACAAAUAUUAUGGGCUCUGAGUUUGUUAAAGUUGGUGUCUUGGUAAUUUUCGCCGCAGCUCUUCUGAGUUUUGUACAAUUGCUAAACCAAUUAAUUGCUGGAAAAUUUUCGGUCAUCUGGUGUAACAUGCAAUGAGACAAGAGUUGCGAGUGCAAAAAUCUUUUGCAUUGGUUGUGAUUCUUUCCUGAUUGUCUUCAUUAAAUUACUCAUUGGCUAACUUGGCUGAGGGGCUCUUGGAUAGUGGUCUUGAUAUGCAUCAUAUUAGUGGAAUGGUACUAUACUGCUGCUUUAGUUAUGUAACAAAAUUUAUGGAAGCAAAAAACUUUGGAAGGAACACUAAAACAAAAGAUACCAGCCUGCAAGGGCCCCUGUUUUCUGGAUAUUAUGGUUGAUCUUCAGGUCUACCAGACUGUUAGAAUGAACCUACAUUAGGUUUAGAUUAAGAGUUAAUUCAAUACAUGCAAAUAAGUUUAAGCCAAUUUUUGUGAUUAAUUAUUUUGUGUAACCUGCUAUACUUGUCCCGCAUGGUCUGUUUCCUUUGUUCUAUUAAUUUCUCAGAUAGUUGAUGGAAUAAUUUUUUUCUUUUCUUAUCUUCAAAUUUCCAUCUAUGCCUCUGGGAUUUCAUUUUAAUGGUGGCAUUGAGGUCAUCUUUGCUGGGCUGUCUGCUUUCUACUUCAUGCCAGCAUUUCACUCUUCAAAGCUAUUCUUGGUUCUGUUAGUCGGGUCAGGUCCGUUUAUUUGCAAGGUAUGUAGGGAGGGGAGAGAUGAGCUUUCUCUGUUAAUCCAGUCGGUGGAUGGUCAAGCAUAAAGCAAAAGGUUUUAGAGAGGUUUCUCUAUAUACUAUUGAUGAGGUUCUAGCUGGUAGGUAUAUUGGUGCAAGCCCCAGAAAAUUUUAAGUAUUUGGACAUCUUUCCCAAUAAGCGUUAGUUGAUUAUUUGACACUUGGCACCCUUCGCUUGCGCAUAAGCGUAGGAGGCAGCCUCUUCCUUCACAAGCGCUUGGUAUACACCCUCCCCUCACCUUCUUUCUCCUCCACCAUCUUGUGUUCUUGGUGGUUAAAAUCUUUUGCCACUGUUCAAUACUGCUCGAUCCCUCUCUCUUCCUGGCUACCAUCUUUUGUGAGAUUGGCAAGGGUUUGAAAAUCUCAAAUUGCAUGUGCUUCAAGCCGCCUUUGGUGAUUCAGUGAUUCUUAAUUGAAACUUCAAAAUUGCUGCCACCACCGCCUCCCAUUCUCCUAGUUCUUCUAAUCACUACUCAAUUAAAUCCAUCUUCUCUGUCUAAAUCCCUCCUAUAUUUGCCUAACCCAGAGCCCUAGAUCGAGCGAGGAAUUUUGCCGGCAAGUGAUUGCAGGUUGUAGGUUUUAGUCUUGCUUUGAAAAACUUGAAGAACUCUUAAAUGGCCGAGGCAGAUGAGGAUUUGAAAUCAAGGAGAACGGUUUUUGUAACAGUCGGGACAACUUGUUUUGAUUCUUUAGUUAGAGCAGUGGAUACUCAGGAAGUUAAGGAAGAACUUUUCAAAAAAGGCUAUACUCACCUUCUGAUUCAAAUGGGUCGGGGUUCCUACAUUCCUGCAAAGUCUACUGGAGAAAAUGGGUCUCUGGAAGUAGACUGCUUCACAUUUUCAUCAAGCAUCGCUGACUAUCUGAGAUCUGCAUCUCUUGUUAUCAGUCAUGCGGGGUCAGGGAGCAUAUUUGAGACAUUACGUUUACAGAAACCGUUGAUUGUGGUAGUAAAUGAAGAUUUAAUGGACAAUCAUCAAAGUGAGCUGGCAGAAGAACUGGCGGAGAGAAAACACUUAUUUUGUGCUCGACCCCAAACACUUUACCAAACCGUUGCUGAUAUGGAUUUGGGAUCUCUAAUUCCAUAUCAACCUGGUGAUGCAGCUCCAGUUGCCAAGCUUCUAAACAGUUUUCUAGGUUUUCCAGAUGACUGAGGUGCUGUGGUACCCCUUGCCUAGUUUUAUGUUAAAACUUAAAUGAGGGGGAUUGCUUGAAAUGACUCUUCAAGAUUGGUCCAUCAUUUUGAGUCCACAAUUCCUUGUACCCUGUACUUCAAUUGGGAGCAGAGGUAAGAAAAAUCAAGCUCUUUAAAGUUCAAGUUAACCGAAUGAUAAGGGACGACAAUCCUGUGUGUCAAAAGUAGCACACUUCAACAGCAAAAUCACAACUCUGACUGAUAUUGAUUGAGCAAUUAUGAAUGACUGGUACAACACACUGGAAAGCUUUACUAGGUUGGUGGUGAUAAUAGGGCAUCCAUGUCUGGAAAGAUAAUUUGAACUUCAGACUUGCAAUGUUCACCUAAGUUUGGGCUUUGGCCCUACUUGUAUUCAAUUCAUGCUGGUAUUGUUAAUGUAAUUGUUCCAACACAAUAGGUGUAAUUGCCACAUGAAGUUUGUGACUUUACAGAUGUGACAUUUUUAACUUUUGAAUUUGAAGCCAGUUUGAUGCUUUGAAUGUUAUGUCAGGCAUGAGAUGCUUAGCCCAUGCCAAUGAUGAUUUGUAGCUAAUUUGCCUAUGGUAAGUUGGUCAUCCGGAAGGGACUUGAAAUUA
Coffea arabica (coffee) is the source of this 2854-nucleotide messenger RNA. RefSeq lists its product as uncharacterized. Gene Ontology annotation, cellular component: UDP-N-acetylglucosamine transferase complex. Lineage: Eukaryota; Viridiplantae; Streptophyta; Magnoliopsida; Gentianales; Rubiaceae. Gene Ontology annotation, molecular function: hexosyltransferase activity. Gene Ontology annotation, biological process: dolichol-linked oligosaccharide biosynthetic process. The record is from RefSeq and is a predicted model, not a curated record.